Messenger RNA from Osmerus eperlanus (European smelt), 3910 nucleotides. RefSeq names its product zinc finger protein 208-like. The transcript has 3 exons. The record is from RefSeq and is a predicted model, not a curated record. Lineage: Eukaryota; Metazoa; Chordata; Actinopteri; Osmeriformes; Osmeridae. The coding region runs from base 292 to 3795 and encodes 1167 amino acids.
AGGUCGUGAAUAUCACAUAAAUAUAUCAUAUUAGAGCUAAACUUUACGUGGUAGUAGUGAAUAAUGAGUUUUGUUUUUGAGUGUUCAAUACCAAGUGUUUAAUAGAUGCGAGGGCGGUGCUGCGGACAACCAAAAUCCGAGAAAACGAUGAUAUCCCCUGUUGGCCAAUCAUACUUGAUCGUGGGCGGAGACUAGACAGAGAGGACAUCUUAAGGCUCCAGAGAGACUCAACCAGAGAGAGCACAGAGAUAAACUCAACCAGAGAGACCAAACAGAACAGUGAGACCUGUUAUGGAGACACAUCACUGUGACACCUGUGGGAAGAGCCUUUCCUCAUCCGGUAGCCUCAAGCAGCACAUGAUGAUCCACACAGGCGAGAAGCCCUACAGCUGUGACCUCUGUGGUCAAACCUUCAGCAGUGCUAACUGUUUAAGAAUUCACAGCAGGAUCCACACUGGAGAGAAGCCCUACAACUGUGACCUCUGUGGUAAAACCUUUAGACGGUCAGACACUUUAAGAGUUCACCGCAGGAUCCACACUGGGGAGAAGCCCUACAGCUGUGACCUCUGUGGUAAAACGUUUAGACAUAAAGCCAAUUUCAGAGCUCACAGCAGGACCCACACUGGAGAGAAGCCCUACAGCUGUGACCUCUGUGGUAAAAACUUUAGCCUGGCUGGCAGUUUAAGAAUUCACCACAGGACCCACACUGGAAAGAAGCCCUACAGCUGUGACCUCUGUGGUAAAACCUUAAGUAGUUAUGCUAGUUUCACAGUUCACCGCAGGAUCCACACUGGAGAAAAGCCCUACAACUGCAGCCUCUGUGGUAAAACCUUAAGUAGUUAUGCUAGUUUCACAGUUCACAGCAGGAUCCACACUGGAGAGAAGCCCUACAGCUGUGACCUCUGUGGUAAAACCUUUAGCCUGGCUGGCAGUUUAAGAAUUCACCGCAGGACCCACACUGGAAAGAAGCCCUACAGCUGUGAGUGCUGUGAUAAAGCCUUCUCUACGUCUGGUGGAUUGAAAAAGCACAGUAGGAUGCACACUGGAGAGAAGCCCUACAGCUGUGACCUCUGUGGUAAAACCUUUAGCCAGGCUGCCCAUUUCAGAGUUCACAGCAGGAUCCACACUGGAGAGAAGCCCUACAGCUGUGACCUCUGUGGUAAAACCUUUAGCCAGGCUGCCCAUUUCAGAGUUCACAGCAGGAUCCACACUGGAGCAAAGCCCUACAGCUGUGACAUCUGUGGUAAAACCUUUAGCCUGGCUGGCAGUUUAAGAAUUCACCGCAGGACCCACACUGGAAAGAAGCCCUACAGCUGUGAGUGCUGUGAUAAAGCCUUCUCUACGUCUGGUGGAUUGAAAAAGCACAGUAGGAUCCACACUGGAGAGAAGCCCUACGUCUGUGACCUCUGUGGUAAAACCUUUAGCCAGGCUGGCCAUUUCAGAGCUCACAGCAGGAUCCACACUGGAGAAAAGCCCUACAGCUGUGACCUCUGUAGUAAAACCUUUAGCCUGACUGGCAGUUUAAGAAUUCACCGCAGGACCCACACUGGAAAGAAGCCCUACAGCUGUGAGUGCUGUGAUAAAGCCUUCUCUACUUCUGGUGGAUUGAAAAAGCACAGUAGGAUCCACACUGGAGAGAAGCCCUACAGCUGUGACCUCUGUGGUAAAACCUUUAGCCAGGCUGCCCAUUUCAGAGUUCACAGAAGGAUCCACACUGGAGAGAAGCCCUACAGCUGUGACCUCUGUGGUAAAACCUUUAGCGACUCUUCUAGUUUUAGAAAUCACAGCAGGAUCCACACUGGAGAGAAGCCCUACAGCUGUGACCUUUGUGGUAAAACCUUUCGCGACUCUUCUAGUUUUAGAAAGCACAGCAGGAUCCACACUGGAGAGAAGCCCUACAGCUGUGAGUGCUGUGAUAAAGCCUUCUCUACGUCUGGUGGAUUGAAAAAGCACAAAAGGACCCACACUGGAGAGAAUCCCACAGCUGCCCACAAUGUGCCUAUCCAGGUAAAAGAAAAGACUCAACCAGAAAGACCAAACAGAACAGUGAGACCUGUUAUGGAGAAACAUCAGUGUGACACCUGUGGGAAGAGCCUUUCCUCAUCCAGUAACCUCAAGCAGCACAUGAUGAUCCACAAAGGAAGGAAGCCCUACAGCUGUGACCUCUGUGGGAAAACCUUUAGCCAGGCUGGCAAUUUCAGAGCUCACCGCAGGAUCCACACUGGAGAGAGGCCCUACAGCUGUGACCUCUGUGGUCAAACAUUCAGCAGGGCUAACUGUUUAAGUACUCACAGCAGGAUCCACACUGGAGAGAAGCCCUACAACUGCGACCUCUGUGGUAAAACCUUCAGCCAGUCAUAUAGUUUAAGAGUUCACCGCAGGAUCCACACUGGGGAGAAGCCCUACAGCUGUGACCUCUGUGGUAAAACUUUCAGACAUAAAGCCAAUUUCAGAGCUCACAGCAGGACCCACACUGGAAAGAAGCCCUACAGAUGUGACCUCUGUGGUAAAAACUUUAGCCAGGCUGCCCAUUUCAGAGUUCACCGCAGGAUCCACACUGGAGAGAAGCCCUACAGCUGUGAGUGCUGUGGUAAAACCUUAAGUAAUUCUGCUAGUUUCAAAGUUCACCGCAGGAUCCACACUGGAGAGAAGCCCUACAACUGCAGCCUCUGUGGUAAAACCUUAAGUAAUUCUGCUAGUUUAACAGUUCACAGCAGGAUCCACACUGGAGAGAAGCCCUACAGCUGUGACCUCUGUGGUAAAACCUUUAGCCGGUCUAGCGUUUUAAGAGUUCAUCGCAGAAUCCACACUGGAGAGAAGCCCUACAUCUGUGACCUCUGUGGUAAAACCUUUAGCCAGGCUGCCCAUUUCAAAGUUCACAGCAGGACCCACACUGGAAAGAAGCCCUACAGCUGUGAGUGCUGUGAUAAAGCCUUCUCUACGUCUGGUGGAUUGAAAAAGCACGGUAGGAUCCACACUGGAGAGAAGCCCUACGUCUGUGACCUCUGUGGUAAAACCUUUAGCCAGGUUGCCCAUUUCAGAGUUCACAGCAGGAUCCACACUGGAGCAGAGCCCUACAGCUGUGACCUCUGUGGUAAAACCUUUAGCCAUGCUGGCAGUUUAAGAACUCACCGCAGGACCCACAUUGGAAAGAAGACUUACAGCUGUGACCUCUGUGGUAAAACCUUUAGCCGGUCUAGCGUUUUAAGAGUUCAUCGCAGAAUCCACACUGGAGAGAAGCCCUACAGCUGUGACCUCUGUAGUAAAACCUUUAGCCGGUCUAGCGUUUUAAGAGUUCAUUGCAGAAUCCACACUGGAGAGAAGCCCUACAUCUGUGACCUCUGUGGUAAAACCUUUAGCCAGGCUGCCCAUUUCAAAGUUCACAGCAGGAUCCACACUGGAGAGAAGCCCUACAGCUGUGACCUCUGUGGUAAAACCUUUAGCCUGGCUGGCAGUUUAAGAAUUCACCGCAGGACCCACACUGGAAAGAAGCCCUACAGCUGUGAGUGCUGUGAUAAAGCCUUCUCUACGUCUGGUGGAUUGAAAAAGCACGGUAGGAUCCACACUGGAGAGAAGCCCUACGUCUGUGACCUCUGUGGUAAAACCUUUAGCCAGGCUGCCCAUUUCAGAGUUCACCGCAGGACCCACACUGGAGAGAAGCCCUACAGCUGUGACCUCUGUGGUAAAACCUUUAGCCGGGCUGACAGUUUAAGAUCUCACCGCAGGACCCACAUUGGAGAGAAGCCCACAGCUGCCCACACAGUACCUAUUCAGGUAAAAGAAACAACCAUUUGAAGUUGCAGUUUGUUCUCUUCUGAAGUGUACUUUCUUAAUAAACCCAACAAAGUGAAACACAAUGUUUAUAUAAAACUCAAAUGUUAACACGUGCUUGCAUUAACAAUAAAACAAU